Molecule: messenger RNA, 1125 nt
Organism: Hirsutella rhossiliensis
Lineage: Eukaryota; Fungi; Ascomycota; Sordariomycetes; Hypocreales; Ophiocordycipitaceae
Product: DAHP synthetase I family domain-containing protein
Exons: 4
Coding region: 1-1125 (374 amino acids)
Biological process (GO): aromatic amino acid biosynthetic process
Cellular component (GO): cytoplasm
Molecular function (GO): 3-deoxy-7-phosphoheptulonate synthase activity
Source: RefSeq, a predicted model, not a curated record
AUGUCGUUCUACAUUGAGAACAAGAAUGUCGGCAACAAGGCCGACUCGGAGGACUGGAGAAUCCGCGGGUACAAUCCCCUGACGCCGCCCGACCUGCUGCAGCACGAGAUCCCGCAGACGCCCGCGUCCAAGAAGACGGUCAUCGAGUCGCGCGACGAGGUGGCGGCCGUCGUCAACGGCUCCGACGCCCGCCACCGGCUGCUCGUUGUCGUCGGGCCCUGCUCCAUCCACGACCCGGAGGCGGCGCUGCGCUACUGCGACAUGCUCCUGCAGGCCAAGCAUAAGCACCGGGACGAGCUGCUCAUCGUGAUGCGCUCGUACCUCGAGAAGCCGCGCACCACGGUCGGCUGGAAGGGCCUCAUCAACGACCCGGACAUUGACGGCAGCUUCAAGAUCAACAAGGGCCUGCGCCUGGCCCGGCAGCUCUUUGUCGACCUGACGGCCCGCGGCAUGCCCAUUGCCAGCGAGAUGCUCGACACAAUCUCCCCCCAGUUCCUCGCAGACCUGCUCUCCGUCGGGGCUAUUGGCGCCCGCACCACCGAGAGCCAGCUGCACCGCGAGCUCGCCAGCGGCCUGAGCUUCCCCGUGGGCUUCAAGAACGGCACCGACGGCUCCCUCGGCGUCGCCAUCGAUGCCAUUGGCGCCGUCCGGCACCCGCACCACUUCCUGUCCGUCACCAAGCCCGGCGUCGUGGCCAUUGUCGGCACCACGGGCAACGACGACUGCUUCGUCAUCCUGCGCGGCGGCACCGCGGGCACAAACUACGACGCCGACAGCAUCGCAAAGGCAAAGGCGGCCCUCGAGGCAAAGGGCGUCCGCCAGCGCCUCAUGGUGGACUGCAGCCACGGCAACUCGCUCAAGGACCACCGCAACCAGCCCAAAGUGGCUGCCGACCUCGCCGAGCAGAUUGCAAAGGGCGACACGGCCAUCAUGGGCGUCAUGAUUGAGAGCAACAUCAACGAGGGCAACCAAAAGGUGCCCGACGAGGGCAAGUCGGGUCUCGAGUACGGCGUAAGCAUCACAGACGCGUGCAUCAACUGGCAAGACACCGAAUCUGUGCUCGACAACCUCGCCGAGGCCGUUAAGCAGAGACGCAAGCUUGUAGGCUCCAACGGCCAUGCCUAG